Molecule: messenger RNA, 771 nt
Organism: Angiostrongylus costaricensis
Lineage: Eukaryota; Metazoa; Nematoda; Chromadorea; Rhabditida; Metastrongylidae
Source: the annotation of a GenBank genome assembly
AUGAAAUACGCUCAACUUGUUAUUGGACCAGCUGGGAGUGGAAAGUCAACAUAUUGCUCGGUUAUUUACAAUCACUGCUUAAGUAUUCGUCGUACUGUACAUGUUGUAAAUCUUGACCCUGCAGCUGAAUCAUUCAGUUAUCCGGCGUCGAUUGAUGUUCGAAACCUGAUCUCCGUUGAUGAUAUCACUGAAGACAAUGAAUUGGCUCUAGGUCCGAACGGAGCACUAGUGUUUUGCAUGGAAUAUAUCGUCCAGAAUUUGGAGUGGCUUCGCGAUGAACUGGGCGAAGGUGAAGACGACUAUUUCCUAUUUGACUGUCCAGGUCAAAUCGAAUUGUCGUGGGACUUUAAUGUGUGUUCUGUAUUUUUGAUUGACACUCAUUUUGUACUUGAAGCUGAAAAGUUUAUUGCUGGAGCCCUUACGGCUCUUUCAGCAAUGGUUGCUAUCGAAACGCCGUGUGUGAAUGUGCUUACUAAAUUGGAUCUUCUUUCUGACCGAAAUAAAGCGCUGGUGGAGGACUUCCUCGAUACUGACACGAGAAGCAUUGUUGAAUCCGACACAGUGAACAUUUGGAACGAACGUCACCGCCAGUUGACUAACGCCAUAGCACAGGUGCUCGAAGAUUAUUCCAUUGUGAAGUUCGUUCCAUUAAAUUCAGAUGAUGAAGAGAGCAUCGAACAGUUAUUGCUAGUUAUCGAUACCACUAUUCAAUAUGGAGAGAAUUUAGAUGUUAAAGACAAAUAUCCAGAAGAACAAGAUCUAGAGGACUAA